This is a messenger RNA of Lacerta agilis (Sand lizard), 2034 nucleotides long. Its product is annotated as zinc finger protein 850-like. Gene Ontology annotation, molecular function: RNA polymerase II cis-regulatory region sequence-specific DNA binding; DNA-binding transcription factor activity. NCBI's taxonomy places the organism in Eukaryota, Metazoa, Chordata, Lepidosauria, Squamata, Lacertidae. The coding region runs from base 1 to 2034 and encodes 677 amino acids. The record is from RefSeq and is a predicted model, not a curated record. The transcript is spliced from 4 exons. Gene Ontology annotation, biological process: regulation of transcription by RNA polymerase II.
AUGGACGAGAUGAUUGUGAUGAAUUGGAAAUCGAGAACAAGGAUGACCACGAUAAAAUUCCCAGAGAGAAGAAGCCACAAACCAUAUCAGUGUGUGGAAUGUGGAAAGAGGUUCAGUAGGAAGGACAGUCUUACUUCCCAUCUAAGAAUUCAUACAGGUGAGAAACCCUAUCAGUGCUUCGAAUGUGGAAAGAGCUUCAGUAAGAGCGCCAAUCUCACUUCCCAUCAAAGAAUUCAUACAGGGGAGAAACCCUAUCAGUGUGUGGAAUGUGGAAAGAGCUUCAGUCAGAGCGCUCCUCUCACUUCCCAUCAAAGAAUUCAUACAGGGGAGAAACCAUAUCAGUGCUUCGAAUGUGGAAAGGGGUUCAGUAGGAAGGACACUCUCACUUCCCAUCUAAGAAUUCAUACAGGGGAGAAACCAUAUCAGUGCUUCGAAUGUGGAAAGAGCUUCACUAAUAGCUCCUCUCUCACUUCCCAUCAAAGAAUUCAUACAGGGGAGAAACCCUAUCAAUGUGUGGAAUGUGGAAGGAGCUUCAGUCAGAGCUCCUCUCUCACUUCCCAUCAAAGAAUUCAUACAGGGGAGAAACCCUAUCAGUGCGUGGAAUGUGGAAAGAGCUUCACUGAUAGCUCCUCUCUCACUUCCCAUCAAAGAAUUCAUACAGGGGAGAAACCAUAUCAGUGCUUCGAAUGUGGAAAGAGCUUCACUAAUAGCUCCUCUCUCACUUCCCAUCAAAGAAUUCAUACAGGGGAGAAACCAUAUCAGUGCGUGGAAUGUGGAAAGAGCUUCAGUAGGAAGGACAGUCUCACUUCCCAUCAAAGAUUUCAUACAGGGGAGAAACCAUAUCAGUGCAUGAUAUGUGGAAAGAGCUUCACUGAUGGCUCCUCUCUCACUUCCCAUCAAAGAAUUCAUACAGGAGAGAAACCAUAUCAGUGCUUCGAAUGUGGAAAGAGCUUCACUAAUAGCUCCUCUCUCACUUCCCAUCAAAGAAUUCAUACAGGGGAGAAACCCUAUCAAUGUGUGGAAUGUGGAAGGAGCUUCAGUCAGAGCUCGUCUCUCACUUCCCAUCAAAGAAUUCAUACAGGGGAGAAACCCUAUCAGUGCGUGGAAUGUGGAAAGAGCUUCACUGAUAGCUCCUCUCUCACUUCCCAUCAAAGAAUUCAUACAGGGGAGAAACCAUAUCAUUGCUUCGAAUGUGGAAAGAGCUUCACUAAUGGCUCCUCUCUCACUUCCCAUCAAAGAAUUCAUACAGGGGAGAAACCCUAUCAAUGUGUGGAAUGUGGAAAGAGCUUCACUGAUAGCUCCUCUCUCACUUCCCAUCGGAGAAUUCAUACAGCGGAGAAACCCUAUCAGUGCUUCGAAUGUGGAAAGAGCUUCUGUCAGAGCUCCAAACUCACUUCCCAUCAAAGAAUUCAUACAGGUGAGAAACCCUAUCAGUGCGUGGAAUGUGGAAAGAGCUUCAGUAAGAGCGCCAAUCUCACUUCCCAUCAAAGAAUUCAUACAGGGGAGAAACCCUAUCAGUGCGUGGAAUGUGGAAAGAGCUUCACUAAUAGCUCCUCUCUCACUUCCCAUCAAAGAAUUCAUACAGGGGAUAAACCCUAUCAAUGUGUGGAAUGUGGAAGGAGCUUCAGUCAGAGCUCCUCUCUCAUUUCCCAUCAAAGAAUUCAUACAGGGGAGAAACCCUAUCAGUGCGUGGAAUGUGGAAAGAGCUUCACUGAUAGCUCCUCUCUCACUUCCCAUCAAAGAAUUCAUACAGGGGAGAAACCAUAUCAUUGCUUCGAAUGUGGAAAGAGCUUCACUAAUGGCUCCUCUCUCACUUCCCAUCAAAGAAUUCAUACAGGGGAGAAACCCUAUCAAUGUGUGGAAUGUGGAAAGAGCUUCACUGAUAGCUCCUCUCUCACUUCCCAUCAAAGAAUUCAUACAGAGGAGAAACCCUAUCAGUGCGUCGAAUGUGGAAAGAGCUUCAGUCAGAGCUCCAAACUCACUUUUCAUAAAAGAAUCCAUACAAAAGUCGGAAAUACCAUUAUACAGCUUUAG